GUAGCUGACGAACGCUCGUGAGCGCCGAAGCACAAGAACGAAGAUCAAAUAAACCCUGAAGCUGAAUUAAUGCAGUUCCUCUGCUGGUUUGAACUGCGAGAGUGUGACUGAACGAGUCGGCUGCACGCGAAGGGCAGUGAGAAGAGGGUGUUUCUGCAGGGUCCGGUACUCUGUGGCUGUUGCUGCCUUUCUGGUGUAUUAAAGACUGUGCACAUCGACGAGCUGUGAGGCACCUGCGGUGUGAAGUUACUUCCUGCUCUUGGGUGGCAGUGAAUUAACGUGAUGGAGCAGAACAACAGCAUACCUCCCUUCCAGGGGCAGGCCUCCCCUCAGGGUGCCAUGACGCCAGGCAUGUCAAUAUUCAGUCCCAUGAUGCCUUAUGGCUCUGGCCUGACACCCCAACCUGUCCAGAACACCAACAGUUUGUCCAUACUGGAGGAACAGCAGAGGCAACAACAGCAGCAACAGGCACAGCAGGCAAACGCAGGCCUUCCUGGAACCUCGGGGCAGACCCCUCAGCUUUACCAUUCCCAGACGGUUGCAGGCUCGACCACCACUGCGCUGCCGGGCAACACCCCGCUCUACAACACUCCGUUGACCCCCAUGACCCCCAUCACACCGGCCACACCCGCCUCGGAGAGCUCCGGAAUAGUACCGCAGCUACAAAACAUCGUAUCUACUGUCAAUUUGGGCUGUAAACUGGACUUGAAGACAAUUGCCCUGAGAGCGAGGAAUGCAGAGUAUAACCCAAAGCGUUUUGCUGCAGUCAUCAUGAGAAUACGAGAACCCAGAACUACAGCGCUCAUUUUCAGCUCCGGGAAGAUGGUGUGCACUGGAGCCAAGAGUGAGGAGCAGUCACGGUUAGCUGCCAGAAAAUACGCUCGUGUGGUGCAGAAGCUCGGUUUUCCUGCAAAGUUUCUGGACUUCAAGAUUCAGAACAUGGUGGGAAGCUGCGAUGUGAAAUUCCCCAUUCGGCUAGAAGGAUUAGUCCUCACACAUCAGCAGUUUAGCAGCUAUGAACCAGAGCUGUUUCCAGGACUGAUUUACAGAAUGAUCAAACCAAGAAUUGUCCUUCUUAUCUUUGUCUCCGGGAAAGUAGUACUCACAGGUGCCAAGGUGAGAGGAGAGAUCUACGAAGCAUUUGAAAACAUCUAUCCCAUCCUGAAAGGCUUCCGCAAGACAACGUAGAACCUGCAGCUCCUUUUUUCCCCUUUUAUCAUCAAUACUUUGUACUUUUUUUUUUUUCAUAAGAAU
Messenger RNA from Pungitius pungitius (ninespine stickleback), 1254 nucleotides. It is a transcript of the gene tbp, whose product is annotated as TATA box binding protein. Gene Ontology annotation, biological process: DNA-templated transcription initiation. Gene Ontology annotation, molecular function: RNA polymerase II general transcription initiation factor activity; DNA binding. NCBI's taxonomy places the organism in Eukaryota, Metazoa, Chordata, Actinopteri, Perciformes, Gasterosteidae. The record is from RefSeq and is a predicted model, not a curated record. The coding region runs from base 283 to 1188 and encodes 301 amino acids. The transcript has 9 exons.